Kazachstania africana CBS 2517 is the source of this 648-nucleotide messenger RNA. It is a transcript of the gene YTH1, whose product is annotated as cleavage polyadenylation factor RNA-binding subunit YTH1. The transcript has a single exon. NCBI's taxonomy places the organism in Eukaryota, Fungi, Ascomycota, Saccharomycetes, Saccharomycetales, Saccharomycetaceae. The record is from RefSeq and is a predicted model, not a curated record. Gene Ontology annotation, molecular function: metal ion binding; RNA binding. The coding region runs from base 1 to 648 and encodes 215 amino acids.
AUGUCUGUGAUACACCCAAAUACAAACAAGUAUAAUUUCAAAUUUGAACCAUUUUUGAAGCAAGAAUAUCAUUUUACUAGAGAUCCAGAUAGACCAAUAUGCCCACAUUACGACCCAAAGGUGGGGCCCAUCUCGUGCCCCAACGGUGAUUCCUGUCCUAAUAAGCAUAUACUAGCAAAUUUUCAGAAUAAAAUAGUGUGUAAGCAUUGGUUACGUGGGCUAUGUAAGAAAAACGACCAAUGUGAAUUUUUACAUGAAUAUAAUCUUAGGAAGAUGCCAGAAUGUGUAUUUUACGCAAAGAAUGGUUAUUGUACACAGACUCCAGAAUGUCAGUAUCUGCACGUGGAUCCCAUUAGUAAGAUACCGCGCUGUGAGGCUUAUGAUCAAGGGUUUUGUUUCGACGGUCCAAAUUGUAAAAAGAGACAUGUUAAGAAGCUUGUGUGUCAGAGGUAUCUGAACGGGUUCUGUCCCCUGGGGAGGGACAACUGUGAAUUUGAGCAUCCCCAAUUUAACGAUUUUAUUCUUAUUGAUGAAGCUUUGAAGAGACGAUAUAAGAUUAGGAGAGAUUACGAAAUUAAUACAAGGAAAAUGGAUGAAGAAAAAGAGAAAAGACUGAAUGCAAUCAUUAAUGGUGAUCUCAACAAUUAG